Molecule: messenger RNA, 1428 nt
Organism: Danaus chrysippus (African queen)
Lineage: Eukaryota; Metazoa; Arthropoda; Insecta; Lepidoptera; Nymphalidae
Source: the annotation of a GenBank genome assembly
AUGAUUGGAAAAUGUUGGUAUCUGGAGAAAUUCACGCCCAAACUGCUGCUUGGAAAGAUUGGUUAUCGACCGUGUACUAGAAAGUCGAGUUUUGAUAGGAAGUUCGUGCAAAUAAUCACGAACGUUCUAAAUAAAUACGCAGACUCAUAUUUCAAAUUCACUGAAGAGAUGACUGAGAUACUCCUAGAAAGUAUUUUCGGCAGCAACACCGACGUAAGGAACAAUAUAUUCGAUGUCAAUAAACUAUUGAAAUAUCUGAGGAAAUCUGUUGACCUACACAAGAAUCACGCUGACGGUAGCGUGGUCACUCUCACGUCAAAACGAUGCCUGACUCUGUCAUUACCGGGAUGUUUUUGCAAGCCUGGCGAUCAGCAUCGUCAGAAAGCCGUUAUAGAGACGACAACACCGAAAAUUGUUAUAGACAAAAUAAAAGUAGAGAAAAUUUUGCCGGAGGAAAAAAUACAGUCUGGGUUAACAUUGCUGUAUCAAGAGAAAAUUACACCAUACAUACGUUUAGCAAGAUGGGAUCGGCCUAUAGGUGUGUAUUUAUUAUACUGGCCAUGUGCUUGGUCAAUAUCCUUGGCAUCUUUAUCGGGUACAGUGCCCCCAAUAGCUACAGCGGGGACAGCCUUAUUGUUCCUAGUUGGUGCCGGCCUGAUGCGAGGUGCUGGUUGUACUAUCAACGAUUUAUGGGAUCGUGAUGUUGAUGCCCAGGUUGAAAGAACAAAGGAUAGGCCGUUGGUAUCCGGAGCGAUAUCUCAAAGACAGGCGAUUGGUUUCUUGGCUAUGCAGUUGAGUUUGGCUCUCGGAGUUCUACUGCAGUUAAAUUGCUACAGUGUUGUGCUCGGUGCUAGUAGCUUAGUUCUAGUCAUAAUAUAUCCGUUGGCCAAACGUUUUACCAACUACCCACAACUGUUUCUUGGAGCUACUUUCAACUGGGGUGCUCUGCUUGGUUACUCAGCUAUAUGUGGUCACCUGGAUUUGUCUGUGUGUUUGCCGCUCUAUAUAUCAGCUAUGGCUUGGACAGUGCUAUACGACACUAUAUAUGCACAUCAGGAUAAACAAGACGAUGCACGACUAGGCAUCAAAUCCACUGCCCUUACAUUCGGUGAUCACACCAAGCAAGCUCUAACAGCGUCGCUAGCUGUUAGUUUAUGUGGUCUAACUCUUGCCGGAGUGAAUGCAGGAUUAAACGGAUGGUAUUAUAUGGGGCUUGGAGUGUAUAUGAUGCAUGCUGGGAGACAGAUCUACACACUGAAUCCAGAUAAUCCCGCUGACUGUGCUGACAAAUUCAAAUCAAAUUCAAUGGUUGGUCUCAUAAUACUACUCGGCAUACUUGCUGGUGGCUAUCAACAAUAUUUAGAUAAUAGAAAGAAGAAUCAAGGCAAAGACACUAUAGAUGCUACCAGAUCAUGUGUUUUUGGCUAA